Molecule: messenger RNA, 1392 nt
Organism: Medioppia subpectinata
Lineage: Eukaryota; Metazoa; Arthropoda; Arachnida; Sarcoptiformes; Oppiidae
Source: the annotation of a GenBank genome assembly
AUGGAAAUGCCCAUAUUUGAGCCCCACCACACUUACACACAACGAUCGUAUAAAAAGUAUGGUCGAGUAUAUGGCGGGUAUGACAUGACCCGGCGUACAAUUGCCAUCAACGACCCGGAGCUGCUUAAAGACAUUAUGGUGAAAGACUUUCACAUAUUCCCCGACCACAAGCAUUUCUACACGGGCAGUUCUAAGAUUAGCCAGAGCAUUUUCUUUUUGCCCGGCGAUGACAAUUGGAAACGGAUUAGAUCAAUUAUGUCACCGGCGUUUAGCUCAGGCAAAUUGAAAGCCAUGAUGGCCCACAUAUCCGAUAUCUCUGAUGUAUUUAUAACUAAUUUGGAGCCAUAUGCUAAAUCUGGUGAAGCAUUCAAUAUACGGCACAAAGUGGGCGCAUUUGCGAUGGACGUGAUCAGCGCGUGCGCGUACGGCAUCAACGUAGACACGCUCAACAACCCGGACCACCCGGUAGUGGUCAACGCACAGAGAAUAUUGAGCGUUGACCUAACGUGGCAACAGGUGAUAGGCAUGUUAAUGCCUAGAGUGGCCAAAAUGUUCAAGCUAGAAUUUUUCGACCUUCAAGCCACCACAUAUUUUGACAAACUUACAAAUCAAAUACUUAAGGAACGCAAACAUAAUAAUAAGUACACGAAUAGCCGGCGCACGGAUUUUAUACAACUCAUGAUUGACUCGGAAAAGUCAAACACAGACUUGGGUUAUGACAGCAAUAGCGAUGUGGACGUCACGCCCCAGGAGGUGGCCGAGGGGGCGGCCAAACUAUCAAAGGGCACACUAACUGCGGAUGAGUUGACAGCUCAGAGUAUUUUACUGUAUAUCGCCGGUUACGACACGACCAGCGCCUCCAUAGCCAACGCCCUGUUUUACUUGAGCCAAAACCCUGAGUGCCAGCGCCUGUUGGCCCACGAGUUGAAAGCGUGCGAUGAGUUUACGUACGAAAAGUUGGUUCACUUAAAGUACUUGAACGGCGUUAUUAAUGAAACUCUACGUCUGGCGCCAUCGCUGACCCGCAACGCCCGCGAAUGCAUCCAGGACUAUAAGUUGGGCAAUACCGGCAUAACAAUACCAAAGGGCACUAGUGUUGAGAUAUACCCGCACGCUAUACACCGCGAUCCUGAGUUCUGGCCCUCACCUGAUACUUUCAAACCCGAUCGUUGGUUUGAGCCCACACACCAUCCGAUGGCUUUCCAGGCGUUCGGCGCCGGACCCCGGCUUUGCAUCGGUCAACGCUUUGCUAUGAAUGAGAUGCGCAUGUGUUUGGCUAAACUUAUUCACCGAUAUCAUUUCACACUGGCCCAGGAGCCCGAACUGGACUUUUUCAAUGGUGUACCGCUUAUGUCACCCAAAAAAUUGAUUGUUAAAAUUCAAUCUAGAUAA